AUGGAGAUAAACAACCCAGUUAUACAGCCCCUUGGGGUGUUGGUGGACGAAAAGAACAUCCCAACCAACUCGACUGAAACGAAUAACACUAUCUUGACUUUCAGUGCCAACGAUCCUGGAAACCCAUACAACUGGUCAAGUGGAAAGAAGCUAUUCAUAGUUUUCACCGCCACGGUGCUUCUUUUCAAUGGCACUCUCGCAUCAUCUCUACCCGCCAACGUCACUGCCCCCAUGAGUGCCGACUAUGGCAUAGACAACACCCAAGGCAAUCCCGAACUAGCCCUUCCCAUCUCUCUAUUCCUAGUGGGAUAUCUUUUUGGCCCUUUAGUCUUUGGACCCUUAUCAGAACUUCAGGGUCGUCAAUAUGUCGUGCAAGCUGCUUUUGCCGGAUAUACCAUUUUCACACUCGCCUGCGCUCUAGCACCAAACUGGGCUUCGAUGCUCGUGUUUCGACUCAUGUCUGGCAUCUUCGCUAGCGCGCCUACUGUUGUUGGCGGUGGUAUGAUGGCGGAUAUUUACAGCGACUUGACGACACGAGGUCGAGCUUUUACGUGUUUCUUCGCUGUGAGUAUCUGCGGACCUCUCAUUGCUCCAACAAUAGCGGGCUAUGUUUCGGAGGUUUCAUGGAGAUGGGCGUUUUGGGUGGGUUUGAUCCUUGCGGGUGUGACAAUUCUGCCAUUGGCGUUUCUGCCAGAGACCUUUGGACCUACCAUCCUCGAACGCCGAGCAAAGAAAAUACGAAAAGAGGCUCGUGCAACAGGAAAAGGCGACGUUGAAACCUACGCUGCGAUCGAACUUGAGGCGAAAGGCUGGAAGAACAUGAUGAGUGUUGUUCUAGUUCGUCCCGUCAAAAUGCUUUUCACCGAGCUUAUCGUUGCUGCGUCAAGUCUAUACAUCGCCUUGGCGUACAGUAUCUACUACAUGUUCUUCCAGACAUAUCCCAUCGUGUUCAAAGGCAUAUACGGCAUGUCUACCAAGACAAGUGGUCUCAUGUACUUUCCUAUCAUCGGCGGGAUCUUUCUGGGAAUGAUCAUCUUUAUACUCUGGGACGCUUAUUACACCCGAUGCAAGAAAGAGGGUCGAACAUGGGCUCAGAAGACCGAGUACAGCAGACUUCCUCUAGCAUGCAUAGGUGGUCCUCUCUUGGUUGUAUCGCUGUUCUGGCUUGGCUGGACUGCACGACCAGAAAUAUCCUGGAUCUCUCCCAUGACGGCCGGAGUUCCUUUCGGAGCAACUCAAAUCCUCAUCAACAUGUCUUUGACAAAUUAUCUCAGCGAUUGCUACGGAGUUUACUCGGCUUCAGCCAUGGCCAUAGGUUCAUGUCUUCGAAACCUUGUAGCUGCUGGACUUUGUCUUGCUGCGGCGCCCAUGUAUACUGCGCUCAGUGUGGGAUGGGCCACGACUGUGUUAGGGAUUAUUAGCGUUUUUAUGUGUGCGAUUCCGUUUGUGUUUAUUCGGUAUGGAGAUCACAUUCGGGAAAAGAGUGUGUUUUAUCAAAUGUUGAAAAAGGAUAUGGAAAAGGCCCGGGGUGAUAUAGAAAGCGAGUAA
Messenger RNA from Fusarium venenatum, 1548 nucleotides. RefSeq names its product major facilitator superfamily domain-containing protein. NCBI's taxonomy places the organism in Eukaryota, Fungi, Ascomycota, Sordariomycetes, Hypocreales, Nectriaceae. Gene Ontology annotation, biological process: transmembrane transport. The record is from RefSeq and is a predicted model, not a curated record. Gene Ontology annotation, molecular function: transmembrane transporter activity. Gene Ontology annotation, cellular component: plasma membrane.